GAGCAAAGCAACCUUUUCCAAAAAAAAAAAAAAAAAAAAAGCAGAAUUACCAGUAGCUCUGGUUCUGCCGUCCCGGUGCGUUCACACGCCGCACACGCCUUUACCUGCACAGACCUGAAAGUCCAGUUCCACCGGGGAGACCGAGGAAAAGGGGAGCGAGUUCAUUGGAUCAAACAUGUCACAAGAGACGGACAAUAACAAGCGACUUGUGGCCUUAGUGCCAAAUGACACUUCAUUCAACACCAGACGAGCGUACACCAGCGAGGAUGAAGCCUGGAAGUCAUACUUGGAGAAUCCCCUAACAGCAGCUACCAAGGCUAUGAUGAGCAUAAAUGGUGAUGAGGACAGUGCUGCUGCUCUUGGCCUGUUGUAUGACUAUUAUAAAGUUCCCAGAGAUAAAAGGCUGUUGUCUGUUAACAAAGUGAAUGAUAACCAAGAAGACCAAGAUAAAAGAAAUUGUCUCAAUACCACGGAAGCUCAGAGCAAUUUGAGCGGGGGAGAGAACCGCGUGCAAGUCCUGAAGACGGUGCCUGUUAACCUUUCCUUGAACCAAGAUCCGCUGGAGUCAUCCAAAAGGGAAUACAACACAAAUGUGUCUGGCAGCUCGACGCCAAUUACAGGGACUGGAGUGACUGUGGUAAAAGCAGAGGAGUUCACCCCUGUUUUUAUGACCCCACAAGCACACUAUGCAAGAGGAGAAAAUGAGGAGCACCGAGGGGUUAUUUUUGAGCCAUACGAAGUGUCCAACAUUGCUCCCCACACAAAUUAUCUCAAAGAUGACCAGCGCAGUACUCCUGACAGUACGUACAGCGACACCUUCAAAGACGGAGGAACAGAAAAGUAUCGCAGUGUGUCAGUGGGGGCUGAGGAAUAUAUUUACGAACAAACAAGCACUUUUCAGUAUACACUAGAAGCUACCAAAUCCCUGCGUCAAAAGCAAGGGGAAGGGCCCAUGACCUACUUAAACAAAGGACAGUUCUACGCCAUUACCCUGAGCGAGACGGGUGACAACAAAUGUUUCCGGCAUCCGAUCAGCAAAGUCAGGAGCGUGGUCAUGGUUGUUUUUAGUGAGGAUAAAAACAGAGAUGAGCAGCUGAAAUACUGGAAAUACUGGCACUCUCGGCAACACACAGCAAAGCAGAGGGUCCUGGACAUUGCUGAUUACAAGGAGAGUUUUAACACCAUUGGGAAUAUCGAAGAAAUCGCGUUCAAUGCUGUGUCCUUUACUUGGGAUGUCAAUGAGGAGGCAAAGAUUUUCAUCACCGUGAAUUGCUUGAGCACGGACUUCUCCUCACAAAAAGGAGUAAAGGGGCUUCCUUUGAUGAUUCAGAUAGAUACAUACAGCUACAACAACCGCAGCAAUAAACCCAUUCACCGAGCCUACUGCCAGAUCAAGGUUUUUUGUGAUAAGGGAGCAGAAAGGAAAAUCCGAGAUGAAGAGAGGAAGCAGAACAGGAAGAAAGGCAAAGGCCAGGCAUCCCAAACCUCAUGUAAUAACUCAGCCGAAGGGAAGCUGAGUGCACUCCCUCUGCAAAAGAAGAGUGAUAUCACCUUCUUCAAAACAAUGACUGACCUGGAUUCCCAGCCAGUUCUCUUCAUACCAGAUGUUCAUUUUGGAAACCUACAAAGAACUGGACAGGUUUACUAUAAUACAGAUGAUGAGAGAGAAGGUAGCAGUGUCCUGGUUAAGAGGAUGUUCCGGCCCGUGGAGGAGGAGUUUGGUCCAUCCCCUCUGAAACAAAUAAAAGAAGAAGGCCUGAAAAGAGUGCUUUUGUAUGUGAGGAAGGAGACGGAUGAGGUGUUUGAUGCUUUGAUGCUGAAAUCACCCACAGUAAAGGGGCUCAUGGAAGCGAUCUCUGAGAAAUACGGGCUGCCAGUCGAAAAGAUUGCAAAACUUUAUAAGAAGAGCAAAAAGGGUAUCCUGGUAAACAUGGAUGACAACAUUAUUGAGCACUACUCCAAUGAGGACACGUUCAUCCUGCACAUGGAGAGCAUUGUUGAAGGCUUCAAGGUCACGCUGACUGAGAUCUAGCCUCAGGCAGAGCCCUUUUGUAUGGAACCACAGCAUUUCAUUCUCCUUGGAAAGCAGAAGAUUCCCCAGGAACUUGACAGACAUUGAUCAGAGAAACUGUUACAAGACUGGUUUGCAAACAUUGUCCAUUCUGCACACCCACUGCGUAUAGACUUGGGUUUGUCAAGCACAAGGCCACUCGUUAACCUGGUCCCUUAUUUAUUGUUCCCCAUUCUCCAGUGCACAAGCAGUUACCAGCCCCCAGAUCUGUAACCAGGUGAUCCACUGCAAAUGUGAAGUGCAGCAUUUUAAUCCACGCUUUAAUGUGGAUAAACUCAUUCUAAAACACGUUAAGGAACCAUGCUGGUCCAGUUUCAGAAACAUGGGAUAAAUCACUUUAACAGAGUUCACUCCACCAUUGCUAAAAAAACAACAACAAAAAGUGCUAAAGGGGAAAGUGGCUGACAAGAGUUCACUUGCUCAGACUGAUCCAUAUCUCUCUCUAGUGUAUAGUCUUGCCAAAUACCUCUGGUAGUUCUCAGCACGUAGCAAUGAGGACUUGUAAGUAAGGCAUUCAGCUACAAAUGUCACUUGUAAGUAAAUGGUAAAGAAACCAUUUUAACCUUGUAUAUAAUGUUUAUAAUAUGCAAUAAUAUAUUUUAACUACCGUAUGUGGGCAUGUUUACUGCCACUAUGUUUUUGUAUGUAUUGGGUUUAGGGUUUAACAGAAUCUUUCCUAGAAGAUUAGAUUUCUGCGAUCUGUUAAGGAGUGUGUGCUGAGAAGGUGAUGACUGUGUCUGCAUGCAAGCACUCCACCCCUGCCCACCCAGUUUUAUAAUGAAAUAUUGGAGCAAACGGCGCUGCAGUGUUUGGAGUGCUCUGUCACAGGGGGGCCCACUUUAGGUGCCCAGGUCCCAGUUGUAGGUAACUGAGGGCCCCAUCCAGCUGUCACAAAAUCCUAGAGGUACCCACGUGUCUGCUGCCUGGCGUGUUUAGAGGUACAGAAGGGACUUCUGCUUGUUUUGCUGGUGAAGUGGGGGCUUUCAAAAUGGGCCCAUCUCAAACCUGUGGAGGGAAAGGUGCUUUCCCCAGCAGCCUGCUCCUUAAAGCAUUCCUUUAGACUGUAAGAAACAGGACUCCAAACUCUUCUUCUUAAGGGAGCUUGCUCUUGUAUCUCCAUUGAAUAAUUCUGUUUUGAUUCCUAGGAUAGCUGGAUGUGGUAGAAGCCUGGGUUUGACGUAAGUAUUUUAUAGAACCUGGAACAAUUUUGCCAGUGGAGACUGAGAGCUGAGGUGUGGCGAUAAGUCUCUCUCACAGAGGCUGGAUCUGAGCCCAGGCUGAGCUACAAGGUCACGCCAUCAAAUUCCACCUCUGUCUCAGGAAUUCUAUGGGAGAGAAAGGCUGCAGGCUGAUCAUACCAGAAAAGGGAUCCGAGACCUGAAUGUCCCCAGUGCAUCCAAACCUGGCACCUGUCUCUCUCCUUUCCAGCUCCUUUGACUGUCUCAGAGAGCUCCUCACACAGCAUAUGGUCCUGGGGGUUUCAGUGGCAAGCAGUUCAUUCCCCAUGCACUGUACCAGGAUCCCAUGAGACAGACAGAAAUGUGGGGCCUUUCCUAUAUGUUGCCGUUGUUUCCUUACUUUUUUCCUUCUAAAAUCUGUUUUUCAUUUAGUUGCAGUAUUUUUUUCCUCAUUAGCUGGAUAAUGAUGUAAAGAAACACUGCCUGGUUUAACAGAGGUAAAGCAAAGACUCGGAAUAGCUGACCAGUCUCAUUUGGUCCCAUUUUUGCAUGAAUCGUCCUACAAGCUCUUGCACAGUUUCUUAACUUCAUUAGCAAUAGCAUCUUCUUAAAAUCUGUUCUUCAAAUGGAAAGGUCAGGUACCCGUAAAAGGUUCUGUGGGACCAGAACCUGUGGAAGCUCCAGGCUGUUCGUGUCAGAGCUAGCAUAACCACAAUCCAGGUAUAUCUGCAAAGCAAAGCCUCUGUUCUCUCUGUCUUCCUCUCGCCUUCUGUUCAUUUGGUUUGUGCUUUCCUUCCCUAUCGUGCCCAGCUGUGUAGUAAUUCCAUUGUCUUUUUCCAAAUACGUACUCCAGCAAAGAUGCUCUCGCUACCUUGCUUAAGAGCAGACAUCCUGGGCAUACAAGGGAUUUAGGGAGAUACGAUUUGUUUCUGCUUGCCUCAGGCUCAGAUAAAAAGUCUAUGCUGACUUAGCCCAGAUAGCUUUUUUUCCCAAAGAAAAAACAGGGUAGUUCUAGC
Messenger RNA from Oxyura jamaicensis (ruddy duck), 4265 nucleotides. RefSeq names its product grainyhead like transcription factor 2 (gene GRHL2). The record is from RefSeq and is a predicted model, not a curated record. The coding region runs from base 176 to 2032 and encodes 618 amino acids. Gene Ontology annotation, biological process: regulation of transcription by RNA polymerase II; neural tube development; brain development. Lineage: Eukaryota; Metazoa; Chordata; Aves; Anseriformes; Anatidae. The transcript is spliced from 16 exons. Gene Ontology annotation, molecular function: DNA-binding transcription activator activity, RNA polymerase II-specific; RNA polymerase II cis-regulatory region sequence-specific DNA binding. Gene Ontology annotation, cellular component: nucleus.